Molecule: messenger RNA, 1761 nt
Organism: Stylonychia lemnae
Lineage: Eukaryota; Ciliophora; Spirotrichea; Sporadotrichida; Oxytrichidae
Source: the annotation of a GenBank genome assembly
AUGGAUCACAUUGAGUCAAAGCUAAGACUUGAUAUGAACAAUAUAACCAUUGAUAAAAAUGCCAGAACCUAAAAAAAUUCAGAGCAAAAGCCAACGUAUAAAACCAAUUUUUAAUCUUUCAUGUUCUCUCCAAAUAGUAAGGAGAAAUAGUGUGAAACCUCACGAUUCCCACAAUUUAAAUAUAAUAUGACUAAUCAGAAUCAACGUUAGCUUCCGGCAAGUAAACCACCAGUUCCAUCUUAGCUACUCACGAGUCGUCAAGGUAAUUCUAAGAAAGAUCAAAAUCAGAGAUUAAAAAGUCAAAGAAAUGAUACUUUAGAAUAAGAUAUAAAGGUAAAGCCCAAACGUUAGAGAAAUUUAACUUAAAGAGAAAAGCAAAUUUAAAGAUAUGAUUUGGUUUUGGCUAAUGACGAAGAAGAUGAUGACGAUUGCAAUAUUUCUUGCAAGUCAAAAGAGGAAUGUCCUAUCAACUAAAAUGAACAAAGAAAAUUAGAAAUUUAACGGCAAGUUUUCAAAAUUUUUGAUACCAACGAUAGUGAAUUUAGUAGACAGUACAUAUUCAGUAACCCUUCAGUUAGAGAGUCAUUUUCUUAAAAGGCUAGAAAUCUGUCUAGAAAUCCAAAUACAAGCAUUGUCCAAACAAAAAGGGUCCCAUCUAUGAAGAACCUAAGACUAUUUUCACAACAAGAUGAUGAUUCUCUCAAGCCAGUUGAUACCUAAGAUAUGCUUGAUGAAGAAGACGAAGAGGAAUAUGAAGAAUUACUCAAAACAUAGAAGGUAGAAUAGAAAUAAAAAUAAUCUUUUGGAAUUUCUGAGCUAUCUGAUCUAAACCUCCAAAAAGAAACGUAACCCUCACUCAGCAAUCAAACAAAUCAUGAAACUCCAAAAAUGAAUGCAAGGCAAAAAUAGCUUUAAUAGGUGUCUAACUACCUCAAUCAAUAUCAAAAUAAUCUGUUCACUUUGACAACUGAGUUGAAGAAUGAAUUCAAGAAAAAAGAUUUCAAGCCAAACUUAGUUGACUAUAACAAAAGCAAAGACCUAUACAUCAUUAAAAAGGAUGUCUAAAGAACCUUUCAAGAAGAAAAAUUAUUCCAAAUUCCUCAAGAUGAUAAGAGAUACGACUAUACUAGAAAUCCACUUUUUAAUGUUUUGGUGGCAUAUUCAAUUUCUGAUUCUAAAUUAGGCUACACUCAAGGUAAUACUUAUGCUUUCUUUAAUAAUUUAGGAAUGAACUACAUAGCAGGGUUAUUUUACAUGAUCUUCUAGGAUGAAUAUGAAAGCUUUAUUGCUCUAAAUUACAUCAUGAAUGUUCUUAAUUGGAGAUGUGUAUAUCUGGAUAAUACUCCAAAACUUUAAAAUUUAAUGCUUAUUGUUUAAAAGAAAGUAUACAAUGAGUGCCCUAAAAUCUAUGCUCAUAUGCAAGAAUAUAAUGUAAAGAAUAGAUUUCCUAAAAUCAUUUAGAUUUUACCGUCCACUGUUUAUUCAUAGAUAUUCAUAACACUUGGGUUAUAUAAUUGCAAAAUUGAACAUGCCAUGUCUAUUGUAGACUUAUUCUUGCUUGAGGGUGAAAAAGCCUUAUUUAAAUUGAUUAUUAACUGCAUGAAACUCAAACAAAAGAAGAUUUUAUCGUUUAACUAAGACUUUGUAAUCUUAAUUUCAUAAUUUAACUCUUAGGAGCUGACUAUUUAUUUGCAGAGAGAUCUCUUAUCUGAAUGUCUUACUGAAUAUGGCUUCGCUUAAAUCUUUGAGGACUGCGAAUGA